UUUACAGACACAAGUAAUGUAUCGAGGAAAGAAAUUUGUUCUAAUCACAUUUGCAAAUAUCGAGCUGGUUCCAUUCUAUCAAAUAUGGAUUUUACAGUUGAUCCAUGCAAAAACUUUUAUGAAUUUGCUUGUGGAUCUAAUCAAAAAUACGAAAAUAUUUAUGACGACCAGAUACGUGUACUUUAUAAUUUACGAAAUUAUAUGAUUUAUUUAGGCAAAGAACAAUUAGAGAAGCCAGAUGAAGAAAGUGAUCCAAGUUUUGUGAAAAAGGUCAAGAAAUAUUAUGAAUCGUGCUUAACUAAACCUACUGUACUUAAAGAAGUAGUUCAGACAUUCUUGCUCGAAAUGAAUUUGGAUGUUUGGCCUCAGUCUCCAAAUGAUAAUUCAGAAUCGACAAUAGAAGAUGCAGCAGCUGCCGCAAUCCUUUAUAAGGGAUCUGGAUUAUUAUUCCGCUUCAUUGCAAAUUUAAACGACCCUAAAAUUACCCUCGAUAUUGGAAUUACUACAGUUAUACCAGAUGUAUUAUCAAACAUCUCUGAAAAGAAGUUUAUAAAGUUAAAAGAACAAUAUUCUAAUCUUAUAAAUUAUGUAUUUGAUAAACUUGGUUUAUCAUCAGAAGAUUCCGCUAAAUAUGUCGAGGAAAUGAUUACAUUUGAAACAUCUUUGACAGAAAUCCAGAAAACAAAUCGAAAUCUCGAAUUUAAUUCAAUAAAUUCUACAAUUUCAGAAUUACAAUCCGAAUGUCCUCAGAUUAAAUGGAAACAAUUACUGAAACGUGUAUAUGAAUAUAUUUAUCAUCCUGAAGAUUAUACUGAAGAACUCCUAAUAAAGAUAUCCAGUAAAAACUACCUGGAUGAUCUGUGUGAAUUAGUUGGAAACACUACAAACAAAAGAAUUAUUUAUAAUUUGCUGCUGUGGAAUGUCUUUAUUCGUUAUCUGCCCCGUUUCGAUUACUUCUUUAGACAGCUUUUAAUUGAUAGUAAACGAUUCCUGAGGUUUUAUGAGAGUUUUUAUCAACCACUUUCCGGUAUUCAUAAAUUAAUAUGGAAAUCUUGCAUUCAAGAUAUGGAAUUGUAUAUCCAGAAGGUAUUAAGCUACAUGAUGAUAAAAUCGAUGAAUCCGGAGAAAGACAUUAAAGAGGUUAGUGAAUAUACUGACCGUAUUUAUGAAGAGAUGACACAAUUGUUUUCUGAGGAUGAUUGGAUGGAUGACUACAGUAAAAAUAUUACCAAAGUUAAGCUAAAUAAUAUUAAACCUUUCAUCGGAUAUGAAAAAGAAUCAUUGGAGGAGGAUUUUUUAAAUUUAAUUUUCGACAAUAUAAAUAUCACUGACAAUUACAUCUGGAACAUAUUACAUGUGGAAAAUCUGAAAUUUUUGAAUUAUAUGUAUAAUCCAAAUAUAACUUCUGUGCUACGUAAAGUAUACAUAUAUGAACCUAUUGGAGCUCAUGCAUAUUAUUCAGAGAGGAAUUUUGGUGGAAGAUUAGAAAUAGAAAUAAAUAUCACUGACAAUUACAUCUGGAACAUAUUACAUGUGGAAAAUCUGAAAUUUUUGAAUUAUAUGUAUAAUCCAAAUAUAACUUCUGUGCUACGUAAAGUAUACAUAUAUGAACCUAUUGGAGCUCAUGCAUAUUAUUCAGAGAGGAAUUUUGGUGGAAGAUUAGCAAUCUCAUUAGGAAUAAUGAAUCCCCCAUAUUAUCAUUAUGAUUCACCUAAAUAUCUUAACUUUGCUGGGAUAGCUUCUGUAAUUGGUCACGAAUUUUCCCAUGGAUUUGAUAUUUUAGAUGUUAUUAAUGAAAGAACGGAAAAUUCGACGAACAAAAACAAAAACGAAAUUAAAUGGCCUGAAGAAUUUUUACAAGAAUAUAAACGCAGAAAAUAUUGUUUAAUACAUCAAUAUUCUCAACUUCCUUUAGAAGGAAAUAUGACGGUGGACGGUAACGCAACGAUACGCGAUAAUAUUGCAGAUAAUAAUGGAUUAACUGUAUCUUUUCGGGCUUACAGAAAAUAUCUUAAACAACACGGCGAAGAACCUUAUCUUCCAGGACUUGAUUUUUCCAAUAAACAAAUGUAUUUUAUUGGAUAUGCUCAGAUGUGGUGCGAAAUAGUAGAAUCAUUGAAGAAAACAUUUGAAUUUGAUGCACACAGCCCUGGAAAAUACAGGCUUCUUAUACCUUUAAUGAAUUCUCCGGAAUUUUCUGAAGUUUUCAACUGUCCCUUAAACAGUUAUAUGAAUCCUGAGCACAAGUGCAGAAUGUGGGGAUAGAAUUAUUAUUCUCAUAAGUGUCAUCAACAU
Messenger RNA from Centruroides sculpturatus (bark scorpion), 2295 nucleotides. Its product is annotated as endothelin-converting enzyme 1-like. The record is from RefSeq and is a predicted model, not a curated record. Gene Ontology annotation, molecular function: metalloendopeptidase activity. The transcript is spliced from 22 exons. Gene Ontology annotation, biological process: protein processing. The annotation marks the transcript as partial. Gene Ontology annotation, cellular component: plasma membrane. NCBI's taxonomy places the organism in Eukaryota, Metazoa, Arthropoda, Arachnida, Scorpiones, Buthidae.